ACAGGAGUAGAAGAGGCAAGGGAGAGAAGCGCACGAACGGAGACGGGGAUUGUUCAUAAAUAUCAACCAAAAACUCUGAGAAGUGAACUUUACGUUGCUAUAUAGGAUUUUUGUUUUCCAUUCUCUCGCAAUGGAAUGUCUAAAUGACGGGUGUCCCAAGACCCACGAGGAAGACAUCAUGGACAUCCCCUUGGAUGACCCCGAGGCCAACAAGGCUGCUGCCAAGAUCCAGGCCAGCUUCCGUGGUCACAUGACUCGCAAGAAAAUGAAGGAAGACAAACCCAGGGAGGAGAAGCGACAGGAGCAGAAGUAGAGGAGAGAGAGAGAGGUUCCUGUGUGUACUGCAAUAUCAAGACCUGUUGUCAUGAAGAGAGAAAAUGUCCCCGUACCACACAAAUAGAAGUGAACUCUCUCCUUCUCACUAACACACAUACACUCACACACACUCUCUUGUUCACAAACACCUUUCCUCCACUAGUAUCAGGGUAAAUGUCUGUGACCCAAAAUAAUAUUUCACACCAUGAUACAAGUGUAAUGGCAAGGUGGACAGUUGAUUUGGGAAAUGUAUAUUUGUGCUCACUUAACUGGCUAUAUAAUCAUAUACAUUUUACAAUAUAAAAAUAACUUUCCUUGUGUGUGUUUUGUGUCACUCUAAUAAAGUGACACUGAUUGAAGUAGAAUUGAUAGUACUGCUCAGGAUGUGACAUUGAUUUAUGUUAAUGUUUCGUUAUUUAUGGGGGUAUGACCCAAUGGCACCAUUUGCUUUGUACUUUUUUCUUUGACUUUGUUUCUUUGGUUGUCCCUGAUAUAUAUAUAUAUAUAUAUAUAUUAAAAGUAAAGUAUCUACAUGGUUACAUAAAAACGGACAAGUGUGAAAGUCUGUGUGGUGUUUGGCUGGUUUGAUAGCUGUGAAAACCAAAUAAAUAGAGGAAUAAUGAUUGAA
This is a messenger RNA of Oncorhynchus masou masou (cherry salmon), 943 nucleotides long. RefSeq names its product neurogranin (protein kinase C substrate, RC3) a (gene nrgna). Gene Ontology annotation, molecular function: calmodulin binding. NCBI's taxonomy places the organism in Eukaryota, Metazoa, Chordata, Actinopteri, Salmoniformes, Salmonidae. The coding region runs from base 131 to 313 and encodes 60 amino acids. The transcript has 3 exons. The record is from RefSeq and is a predicted model, not a curated record.